Suillus bovinus is the source of this 1413-nucleotide messenger RNA. RefSeq lists its product as uncharacterized. Bases 1 to 1413 code for a protein of 470 amino acids. The transcript is spliced from 4 exons. The record is from RefSeq and is a predicted model, not a curated record. NCBI's taxonomy places the organism in Eukaryota, Fungi, Basidiomycota, Agaricomycetes, Boletales, Suillaceae.
AUGACUCGCAAUCAGCGCGGUCUAGUAGAAACGUGUUUUGAGGAGGGUCAAUACGAGUCUGGCAUCGCAGUGCUCGAACAGCUAAGGUCCGAAAACUUCAGGCCACCCGUGUCUCUCGUACGUCAGCUCCUCUACAUCUCACUGUACCCCCCACCACCAUCCCUUGAUCAUGUGGAAGAGCGCGAUUUCAAUCCCGCUUCACCAACGAAAGGCUCCCCUACAAAAUCAAAGCUUCAGGCACCAAAAAUGACCUUUAUUCCUUCAGUCAAUGCAUCAGAAGCUGCGCAACGCUUAUUAUUAUCCUUCGUUAGGACAAAUACACCUACAUCUCUUUUCCAGGCUUUGCCACAACUGCGCAGGAGCAACGAAUCGCCAUUUGAAGGUGAUGAUCAUGACUCUGUCGUAGCAAAGGAGUCCUUGUGCAUCAAGGACGCAAAGCACUGCUGGGCGAUACUCAAGGAUGGUUUCGUACCGCGAAUAAAAAUAUCUCAGCCGUCCCUAGGAAAGAAGAAACGCGGAAAACUCAUCACUGACACUGAAGAAUAUGCAGAGGAGAAAUACAGCAAUGCGGUUCUCACUCCUAUUGCAGAGUACGCCUGGUUAGUCUUGCAGUGGCUGGUCGAACUUUUUCAGCGAGACGAGUCUUUGGCAUCCGGAGAUGGUUCCGAGUCAGUGAAGCAUUCACCAUUGUUGUUGUUGCAGAUUGGCACUGGUCUUCGGUGGGAAGCUGAUGCACCCCUAGACAUCGUGUUCUAUUGUGUUUCGCAAGCUCAGCCCCAACGACGACAGCUGGGUCUCGAACUGAUGGCUCUGCUCAUCGGGAUUUCUCUAACGGCAGAAUUUGACUUUAACAUGUUUCUUGAACAAGUCACCUCACGACUACACUCAGCCACACCAGAGGUAGUCCAGACUUUCAUGUCUGGCUUUCAUCUGUCGCAUUUAGCACAACUGUUCAAAUUGGCGCUCUGCCGUAAAUUCCUUUCCGAUGAAUCCGGUGGGAGAAACCCAUCAAGCCGUCGCCCCAAGCCACAAGCGCGAGCUGUGAGAGCAACGCGAGGCAUUGCUCCUACGAAAGAGGAGAAUCUAUCAUCAUCCAGUGCAAAUGACUUGUCAGCCUCCUUUUCUGCGAGUAAAAUUUCUAUGCCUCCCACCAGUGAUAUCGUCCACCUUCUUUCAGGGUCUAACGGACGGACUUCUCCUGCAAUUCUAACUGUGAAGAAGGAACUUCUCAUUUCGUACGCCUACUUGCAACAGAUCGCGGAACAACGGGACGUGGAAUGGCAACAAUUAGCAACAGAUGGGCGUCUCGAAGACCAAGUCAAUUCGGCGUUCGGUGGAGAGAGCUAUGCGCAGCAAGACAGAGACGCUCUAAUUAGUCUUGUGAAAGUCUGGGCCAUGAAUUACCGCGAGUGA